AUGCCCUGCCCCCACCCAAUCCGCGCCGAGGAUCCGGCUGACGGAGGCGUGGCCACCGCGGCAGAGCCACCGGUGGGCGUGGCUUAUUAUAAACCCCACGGGCGUGAGGCGGCGGCGGCGGCGGCGGCGGGGGGUGAUGGCGGAACGCGGCGGCCCCCGCGGCCCUCCCGGCCCGGCCCCGCCGCCCGCGGCCUCCCCGCUUCCCCCUCCGGGCACCCCGGGGCCUCUUCUUCCUCCUCCUCCUCCUCCUCCUCUUCCUCCUCCUCGAUCCCCGGUUCCGCUCCCGUCGGUCCCGGUCCGCGGCCGGUGCAGAUGAACCUGUACGCGACGUGGGAAGUGGACCGGAGCUCGCCCAGCUGCGUGCCCAGGCUCUUCAGCCUCACGCUGCAGCGCCUGGUGCUGGUGCGGGAGCUGGGCAAGGACCUGGGCUCCGUGGUCAUCGCCGUUAAGCUGCAGGGCUCCAAGCGGAUCCUGCGCUCCAAUGAGAUCCCAUUGCCAGCCGGGACCCCCGAGACCGAGCUGCAGCUCACGUUCUCCCUGCAGUACCCCCACUUCCUGAAGCGGGACAGCAACCGGCUCCAGGUGAUGCUGCAGCGGCGGAAGCGCUACAAGAACCGGACCUUCCUGGGCUACAAGACCCUGGCCGUGGGGCUCAUCAACAUGGCUGAGGUGCUGCAGCACCCUAGCGAGGGGGCCCUGGUGCUGGUGCUGCACCGGGCGGUGAAGGACGCGCCGGUGCCGGUGGCCGAGAUCCGGGUGAAUUCCUUGUCCAGCCAACCCAUCGACCAGGAGGCCAAGGGCAAGCUCUCGGAUCGCUCCCCUGAUAUUGAUAACUACUCAGAGGAAGAGGAGGAGAGCUUCUCCUCGGAGCAGGAGGGCAGCGACGAUGCUCUGCAUGGGCAGGAUCUCUUCUAUGAGGAAGAGGAGCUGCCCAAGGUGAAGAAGACACGGAGGAAGCUGAUGGCAUCCACCCGGCAGCCCAACAUCAAGCAGAAGUUCGUGGCACUGCUGAAGCGUUUCAAGGUGUCGGAGGAGGUGGGCUUCGGGCUGGAGGCGGUGGCCGGGGCGCGGAUGCGCUCGGUGGCCGAGGACCUGGACGAGCUCUACGACACCCUGGAGAUCUACCCCAGCGACAGCGGCGCCGACAUGGACGAUACGGACAGCGUGCUGAGCACCCCCCAAACCGCGCCUGCG
Messenger RNA from Pezoporus flaviventris, 1194 nucleotides. RefSeq names its product phosphofurin acidic cluster sorting protein 1 (gene PACS1). The record is from RefSeq and is a predicted model, not a curated record. Lineage: Eukaryota; Metazoa; Chordata; Aves; Psittaciformes; Psittacidae. Gene Ontology annotation, molecular function: transmembrane transporter binding. Gene Ontology annotation, biological process: protein localization to plasma membrane.